Molecule: messenger RNA, 3775 nt
Organism: Pteropus alecto (black flying fox)
Lineage: Eukaryota; Metazoa; Chordata; Mammalia; Chiroptera; Pteropodidae
Gene: NPR1
Product: natriuretic peptide receptor 1
Exons: 22
Biological process (GO): intracellular signal transduction; protein phosphorylation; receptor guanylyl cyclase signaling pathway
Molecular function (GO): peptide receptor activity; guanylate cyclase activity; ATP binding
Source: RefSeq, a predicted model, not a curated record
AUGCCGCCGACCGCCCGGGUCCACGGGACCCUGGGCUCCCCUACUUUAAGCUCUUUUCCAGAAACGCGUUCCCCUCGCGCCCCGCCCCAGGCACACACAUCCACACACUCACACCUUUUCCUGCCGAGAUCCAGAACCAGCACGUCUUCCUCUCCUCCCCGGACCGACCCAGUUAUCUAUAUCUGCAGCUCGCCGGACGCCUUCAGAAACCUGAUGCUUCUGGCCGCGGAAGCUGGCCUGAGUGGCGAGGACUAUGUCUUUUUCCACCUGGACCUCUUCGGGCAAAGCCUGCAAGGUGCACACGGACUUACUCCCCGCAGGCCCUGGGAGAGAGGGGAUGGGCAGGAUGUCAGUGCCCACAAGGCCUUUCAGGCCGUCAAGAUCCUUACAUACAAAGGAGGGGGUGCUGGGCCCCUCCCGCGUGGCCCCUCAGCCCCCACUGCACGGCCCUCUGCCAUCCCAGUAUUCCCAGCUUCCCCUUCUUUCCCUUCCCAUUGUCUCUGUAUCUCUUCUGGUGACCGGGCGGAGGGGACGCUGACAAAUUGUUCAGUCUCUGACUCUCACAUCCUGCCCUGUCUGCCUAGCAAGAUUCAGAAGCGGUGGCACAUGCGGAGGUGUCUUAUAAGUAACAAAGUCUCCGUCACAUGGGAACAUUUUCUCGGUCCUCUUCCAAGCUCCCAGCGCCCCGCCCCCUCCCCCACAGCACCCCGCUCUGGGCCCUUCGCACACCCCACCCCACCCAGGCUCUGCUCAUCCCUGCAGGUGAACACCAUCCCAGCGUCCUUCCACGACGGGCUCCUGCUCUACGUCCAGGCGGUGACCGAGACUCUGGCACAUGGGGGCACAGUCACCGAUGGGGAGGCCAUCACCCAGCGGAUGUGGAACCGGAGCUUCCAAGGUGUGGCGGGAUACCUGAAAAUAGACAGCAAUGGAGACCGGGAGACCGACUUCUCCCUCUGGGACAUGGACCCUGAGACGGGCGCCUUCAGGGUCGUCCUAAACUACAACGGGACUUCCGAAGAGCUGGUGGCCGUGUCGGGGCACCAACUGAACUGGCCCCUGGGGUUCCCACCUCCUGACAUCCCCAGAUGUGGCUUUGACAAUGAGGACCCAGCCUGCAACCAAGCCCACUUUUCCACCCUGGAGGCACUGGCUCUGGUGGGCAGCCUGUCCCUGCUCAGCAUCCUACUCAUCUCCAUCUUCAUAUACAGGAAGAUGCAGCUGGAGAAGGAACUGGCCUCAGAGCUGUGGCGGGUGCGUUGGGAGGACCUGCAGCCCAGCAGCCUCGAGAGGCACCUUCGGAGCGCGGGCAGCCGACUGACCUUGAGUGGGAGAGGCUCCAAUUACGGCUCCCUGCUCACCACCGAGGGCCAGUUCCAAGUCUUCGCCAAGACCGCGUAUUAUAAGGGCAACCUCGUGGUCGUGAAGCGCGUGAACCGUAAGCGCAUCGAGCUGACGAGAAGAGUCCUGUUUGAGCUGAAGCAUAUGCGGGACGUGCAGAACGAACACCUGACCAGGUUCGUGGGCGCCUGUACCGACCCCCCCAACAUCUGUAUCCUCACGGAGUACUGUCCCCGGGGGAGCCUGCAGGACAUCCUGGAGAAUGAGAGCAUCACCCUCGACUGGAUGUUCCGGUACUCCCUCACCAACGACAUUGUCAAGGGGAUGCUCUUUCUACACAACGGGUCCAUUUGCUCCCAUGGGAACCUGAAGUCAUCCAACUGCGUGGUAGACGGACGCUUCGUGCUCAAGAUCACCGACUACGGGCUGGAGAGCUUCAGGGACCCAGAGCCAGAGCAGGGACACACCCUCUAUGCCAAAAAGCUGUGGACAGCCCCUGAGCUCCUGCGAAUGGCCUCGCCCCCUGUGCGGGGCUCCCAGGCCGGGGACGUCUACAGCUUCGGCAUCAUCCUUCAGGAGAUCGCCCUGAGGAGCGGUGUCUUCCACUUGGAGGGUUUGGACCUCAGCCCCAAAGGUGAGAGGGCCUCGCAGGGAUGAGCUACCUUUCCUCCUCCCCUCUGGCCCUGCACCCCUACCCCGCUGCGUCCCCAAUCAGCACCCUCAUCCCGCCCGCGCCCCCCCAGGGAGAACAGCAGCAACAUCCUGGACAACUUGCUACGUCGCAUGGAGCAGUACGCCGACAACCUGGAGGAGCUGGUGGAGGGGCGCACCCAGGCCUACCUGGAGGAGAAGGGCAAGGCCGAGGCCCUGCUCUACCAGAUCCUGCCCCACUCGGUGGCUGAGCAGCUGAAGCGCGGGGAGACCGUCCAGGCCGAAGCCUUCGACAGCGUGACUAUCUACUUCAGUGACAUCGUGGGUUUCACAGCCCUGUCAGCAGAGAGCACGCCCAUGCAGGUGGUGACCCUGCUCAAUGACCUGUACACUUGCUUCGAUGCUGUUAUAGACAACUUCGACGUGUACAAGGUAGAGACGAUCGGGGACGCCUACAUGGUGGUGUCCGGGCUCCCAGUGCGGAACGGGCGGCUGCACGCGCGCGAGGUGGCCCGCAUGGCCCUGGCGCUGCUCGACGCCGUGCGCUCCUUCCGCAUCCGCCACCGGCCUCAGGAGCAGCUGCGCUUGCGCAUCGGCAUCCACACAGGACCCGUGUGCGCUGGUGUGGUGGGGCUGAAGAUGCCCCGUUACUGUCUCUUUGGGGACACAGUCAACACGGCCUCAAGAAUGGAGUCUAACGGGGAAGCCCUGAAGAUCCACUUGUCUUCUGAGACCAAGGCCGUGCUGGAGGAGUUCGGUGGGUUCGAGCUGGAGCUUCGUGGGGAUGUAGAAAUGAAGGGCAAAGGCAAAGUUCGGACCUACUGGCUCCUGGGGGAGCGGGGGACUAGCACCCGAGGUUGACCCACCUCCCCUCCUGGCCUCGGAUGCCUCCUUUCUCUGUGCCGGAGGCGACAGAGAGGCGCCAGGCCUCAGCCUCGCCUACAGCAGCCCCACCAUUGCCGAAGGAUCGCAGAAGUGGUUUGAAAGCUCAGGUGUGCUGACCUCAGUGGAGACACCGUUUAUCACCUCGGAAAGGGGACUGGUGUGGGGGGGAACGCAGAGCUCACAGGACCGGACCAAAGCACACAGCCACGUCAAGUGGCACACAGGCAGGCACAGCACCCGCUCUCCGCCCCAUGCCCCCGUGUGGGCUGGGCUGGGGUGUGGAUUCCUGGACCCUCCCACCCCUCCCAUACCCUCCACCCUCAACUCAACCUUGCUACACUGUGACUUUCGUGGAGAGGGAGAAGAGCCAUCUUGGGGAAACAGGAAAAGGGACUGUAGGUGACCCUAGGGAUGAGGGGAGUCCACAUCUGGGUCUAGCCCACACAGGCCACGAACCCCCCUCAACCGCCCCCCUAAUGUCAGAUACAGUGCGAGGGGAGAGGGGUGUCACUGGGUGGGGGCCGCAGGCCUGUUUGCUUUGCUUCUCCUGAGAGCAGCCAUCAAAACCUUGAUUCCAGCGACAGUGUCUCUUCUUCGGGGAGAGGGGGUUGCCAGAAAACACAGGCCAUGUUCUCCACCCCCUACAUCAGAUAAGACGAGCUUCUCCAGCUUGGAGAGCAGUACCUGAGAAAGGCCACCCUCCCCUUCAGAGUCUCCCCAGCAGUGCUGACACUUGGGUCCCAGGACCCACUUACACCAUUCUGAGUUAUGGAGGGGCCCGAGAGCUUUUGUUUUUGUGGAUUACAUCUAUCGAUACGUACCAUUUUAGAAAUUAAAACAAGCCCUGUUGAUUCAUUUAAAUAACCGUAAUAAACCCAUUCACGUGUUUGUAACUUUU